GUACUGCACCCAGCGGAGAGGCACUUCCCUUCCUAGCACAAUUUGGAAGCUCACCACGUAAACCUAAACACGCACGCACGCACGCACGCACGUACGCGUACAGUCCGCAAUGGGUCGCCUCAAGGUCACCCCCAAAGGGAAGGUGAAGAAGAACAUUCCCAUUACCCGCGUCGGCAAGAAGCAGUACCUGAAGCGCCGCUUUGCCCACGUCCGCGCCGUCGACGUCGCAGGUGCCAACAAUCGUUUUACGCAGAAGUACUUCGAGGGGAACAACACGGCGGAGCAGACCUUCACCCGACUAGGACUUGCCAUCGACCCGAGCGCCGCAAAAACCGCGCGGGAGAAGCGCAAAUCGAAAGUUCGCCCGCAAACCCGUCGUGUGUUUGAGGAGCAAGACGAGCUCGCAGCGCACGUGCAGCACGUGAAGGCGACGAAGAUCGGCCGCCCCGUCAGCGAGCAGGAAGGCUCGACCAUCGCCAACCUUAUACAGCGCUACGGCACCGAUCUGAAGGGCAUGUCCUUAGACCGCAAGCUGAACCCUUUUCAGCUGAACGCGCGGCAGCUGCAGCGGCAAAUUGUCAACUAUCUGAAGUGGGAGAAGGCGGCAUUUCCGGCGCAGUUUGCGGAGGCUGAGAAGAAGGGCUGGUUCGCGGUGGAGCAGUACGCCGAUCCGCAGCUCCGCUCUGCGCAGCGGCUGUAG
Molecule: messenger RNA, 700 nt
Organism: Leptomonas pyrrhocoris
Lineage: Eukaryota; Euglenozoa; Kinetoplastea; Trypanosomatida; Trypanosomatidae
Exons: 1
Coding region: 110-700 (196 amino acids)
Biological process (GO): ribosomal large subunit biogenesis
Cellular component (GO): nucleolus
Source: RefSeq, a predicted model, not a curated record